Molecule: messenger RNA, 592 nt
Organism: Lactuca sativa (garden lettuce)
Lineage: Eukaryota; Viridiplantae; Streptophyta; Magnoliopsida; Asterales; Asteraceae
Product: protein RADIALIS-like 3
Molecular function (GO): DNA-binding transcription factor activity
Source: RefSeq, a predicted model, not a curated record
AUGUCAACAAACUCCAUUUCUUCAUAUGGAUCCAGCUGCUCAUGGACAGCGAAGCAGAACAAGUUAUUUGAAACAGCUCUUGCUGUGUAUGAUCGAGACACCCCUGAUCGAUGGCAGAAUAUUGCUAGGGCAGUGGGUGGGAAGUCUGUAGAAGAAGUGAAAAGGCAUUAUGAGGUGCUUCUUAAAGAUCUUAGGCACAUAGAGUCUGGAUAUGUUCCUUCCCCCAAUUACAGACGUUAAUCAGACUCUAGAUUUCAUGACAAUCAUCAGCAUUCUGUCAAAUGAUGAGUUGUGAAGAAGUUGCAAAGUUCGAUUUUAGGAGUAUAUUGUCUAGUGAAACAAAAAUGUACAGAAGAGUGAAGUAGAAGUACCAGAUUCAGAAUAAUAUAUUCUCUCUCUGAGCGACUGAGUCUGUGCGAUUGAGUCGAUUGGGAAAGGAGGGGUGUGGAGUGUGAGUUUGAUGCAUUUCUUUUGUGAAGUUUGAUGUUGAAUUUCUUCUAUGUAUACAUGAUAAUCAUGAAUCAAAUGUAAUGAUUGCUAUAUAAAACAAAUUACGAAGUGAAAUCGCAAUCGGCGUCGCCAAUUUACUCGA